AUGGAAGUUAGGAACAGCGAUGGCAUGACAGUAUGGGUACCCAACGAGGCCUUUGAGUUUCUCCAGAAGAUAUGGAAGCCGGAGUACCAGUGGGCGCCUGUCCCUGUGGACAAGUCACUUGCAAGAGCACCUGAGCAGAUCGCCUUUAUUCAGACCCAGACUCCUCAUCCGGAAUCGUCAAGGGAAACCCCAUCUGAGCCACAGGAACCAAGCGUGCCUGCAGAUGAGACAAAAUCAUCCACGAAGUCGUCAGUGCUGCAGGCAUUCCGAGCCUUUGCCGGGAGGCGCAAAGCAUCGACAACAUCACCGGCAGCACAGAAGUCAGGGGCCCAAGAAGCCGCACAGUCAACCCCAACAAACCAACCAGCGCCGCAAAUUACCAAGGAGACUGUUGACUCAAAGCCACCGGGCCCACCAUCACUGCUGCAGACAGCCAAGGCACCUGCACUUGAGCCCAAAACGCCAACAGCACCGCCCGUUCCAGCAACGCCGAAGGUAGUACCCGGAACACCUCGCACGCCUAGGACCCCUCUUCCUCCUAUAGAGACUUCCUUACUAGAGCGACGAUCAAGAACCUUCCGCGAGAGCCCUGGAUCCGCUGAACUUGAGACGGCCAUAACCGCCAUAUCGAGCCCGGGAGAUACCGAGUCGCUACAGACACCCUCAACAGCUACGGAGCUCGAAAGCCCACGGACGCCAAGGGACAGCCUCAAGCUGAGAAACAGUUACGUCGCGCUACCGUUGCCUUCGACGGAACAACGGUUGGAACCAAGCAAGCCUGCUCUCCAGCUGUCAAAACUCGAGUAUCUUGGCAACGACAUUUACCAGCCGCCGCAAGGCCCAUGGCCGGCAGUAAGUGACUGGCGCGGCUACCAACAAGAUAACCAGUGGCAAGGUUAUCAAUUCGAUCAAGACUUGCAUCCGGGUGGGUGGGAAGCCGUCGACAACCGGCGGGGGCUUCCCAUGCCAGGCGACCUCCCCUCGCCGCCGGGCCGUUGGAAACUUGAGGACGGCAGGGGCAACUACAAGCCCAAAGCAGGCACACGUGCUGCGGCGUGGAAGACACUAGAUGGGACCCGUCGGAACCUGGACACGAAUGACAAUUUUGUCACGAGGAAGCAGACCGAUACCGCGUGGCAUGGCAGUAAAAAGGGUUUUGCGCUUCGUAUGGAUAUGCAUCUUAAUGUGGAGGUGCAGAUGAAGGGGAGUGUCUCCGGGGACAUUACCUUGUCUGCUGAGGCAUUAUACGCGCUCUGA
Messenger RNA from Diaporthe amygdali, 1257 nucleotides. RefSeq lists its product as uncharacterized. The record is from RefSeq and is a predicted model, not a curated record. The coding region runs from base 1 to 1257 and encodes 418 amino acids. The transcript is spliced from 2 exons. Lineage: Eukaryota; Fungi; Ascomycota; Sordariomycetes; Diaporthales; Diaporthaceae.